Molecule: messenger RNA, 771 nt
Organism: Gregarina niphandrodes
Lineage: Eukaryota; Apicomplexa; Conoidasida; Eugregarinorida; Gregarinidae
Exons: 1
Coding region: 1-771 (256 amino acids)
Source: RefSeq, a predicted model, not a curated record
AUGGCUGGACCAAAAGUAACUCUCAGAACUUUACAGUUCAGGAAGGACGUUGUGAGGCAAGUCCGCGAUAGGCUGCGAAUAUGUCUACACUGCGAACAAGAGCAGCAUGACAGACACCUGAUGAGGAAGCAUUACAGGUACUGCCACGCUGCUGAAUAUCAGAUACCGAAAGCCCUGCCGAUACUUUGUGUCGGAUGCAAGAGAAUAUUGCCGCAUACAUACUAUAGGGUGCAUCGAUGUAAGGUGCUACUCACAGGGGAGCAAGCGCCGAUGUCGUGUAAGGCAUGCGGCGAACUGAUGAUGAACCCGGAACUGUCAGUUCACAUGAUCGAAUGUAGGAAACCCGCCGACGAGGACAUCGACCCUUUCAAGAAGAGCAAGCACGACUAUGACGGGAUACGAUGCCUUGAGCAAAGGAUGAGUGAUGAAUCGGAAGAAGCAGAUGGGCAGCGAACAACAAUGAACAUAAGGGAGCGAACCCUAGCUGCGGUCAAGGAGCAGUUGAUGACCUGUGUCCCUUGCGACAAGCAUUUCACGACUACCCAGGCCAAGCGUAGACAUGACGAACGAGAACACAAUCAAACCACAGGGGCGAAAGGCAACCCUGUGUGGUGCACUGGCUGCCACAAGCACUUCAGUGGUUCCAGCGCUUAUAUACGCCAUGUAUGCCCUGACACUGAUAAGGAGACGGAGGAAGACCAAUGUGACGGAUGUAGCAUAAGGUCACGCAACCCCGCACUAUCACUGCACAGGCUAACCGAACACAUGUAG